Messenger RNA from Mangifera indica (mango), 3580 nucleotides. Its product is annotated as protein QUIRKY. Lineage: Eukaryota; Viridiplantae; Streptophyta; Magnoliopsida; Sapindales; Anacardiaceae. Bases 297 to 3377 code for a protein of 1026 amino acids. The record is from RefSeq and is a predicted model, not a curated record. The transcript has a single exon.
GAAAACAAAAACCUUGACGAGAGAGCAUGGAAUAUAUAUGUUUAUUUUAUUUUCCAAUUGACUUUGCCAUAUCAUAUAAACAUUCUCUUCUUUUCCCACUCUCUUUCUUUCAAAACAAACAGCACCACUGACAAAAUAAUAAAAACAGUAAAAAGGCAAACCUUAUAUACCACCUUCUCCUCACUCUCUUAAUUUCCCCUUCCGCUAUCAACGCUUUUUCUUCCUUUCUCUCUCUCAGUUUUCAAACAAGCCCGUAAAAUCCCAUAUUCCUUUUCGAAAAAAAGAAAAAUGAGAAUAUGACGACCCAGCCGUCUCAAGCACCGCCACAAAAUACCGUCCGUAAACUUGUUGUGGAAGUAAUCGAUGCACGUGACUUACUUCCGAAGGACGGCCAGGGAAGUUCUAGUCCCUACGUUGUCGUUGAUUUUGACGGCCAAAGAAAGCGGACCUCCACGAAGUUUCGGGAGCUUAAUCCAGUAUGGAACGAGCCACUGGAGUUCAUUGUGUCGGACCCAGAGAACAUGGACUAUGAAGAGCUGGAUGUCGAGGUAUACAACGAUAAAAGGUACUGCAAUGGCAGUGGCCGGAAGAAUCACUUCUUGGGAAGGGUAAAGUUGUACGGGAGCCAAUUUUCAAAGCGUGGAGAUGAAGGUUUGCGCUAUCUUGCUUUGGAGAAGAAAAGUGUUUUCAGCUGGAUUAGAGGCGAGAUCGGCUUGAGAAUUUAUUACUUCGAUGAGGUUGUGGAAGAGGAGCAGCCACCGCCACAGGAUCAAUCGCCGCCUCAUCAACCACCUCCGGAAGAACCACCGCAGAUAACACCUGCCGUUGUUGUCGUUGAGGAAGGUCGAGUGUUCGAGGUUCCUGGACACGUGGAGAUUUGUCAUCCAGUUCCAGAACACUACCAUGGUCAACCGCCACCAGUUACCAUAAUCGAGGAAUCUCCACCGAAUGUAGUGCAAGUGCCACCGGAUCCGCCUUAUCAUCCCCCGCCAGAUGAGCCGAUUCCGGUGGCGGAGGUCAGGAAGAUGCAGAACACAGGUGUCGAGAGACUUAGAGUUUUGAAAAGACCGAAUGGAGAAUAUUCCCCGAAAGUGAUCAAUGCCCGUAAAGCUCCCGGAAAAACUGCAUCAUCUGAAAGAAUCUAUCCGUACGAUCUGGUUGAGCCGAUGAUGUAUCUAUUUGUGAAAAUCGUGAAGGCUCGUGGCUUAGCUCCAAAUGAGAGUCCGUUUGUGGAAAUCAGAACGUCCAAUCAUUUAAAAAAAUCCAAACCGGCAUUUCAUCGACCUUGUGAGCCAACCGACUCACCCGAGUGGAACCAGGUAUUCGCAAUGGGUUAUAAUAAGAAUGACUCGGCCACCGCACUUCUGGAAAUCGCCGUGUGGGACUCUCAUUCGGAGAAUUUCCUUGGCGGUGUCUGUUUCGAUCUCUCCUAUGUUCCGGUGCGGGACCCACCAGAUAGUCCGCUGGCACCACAGUGGUAUCGACUGGAGGGCGGACGUCCCGAACAAGACAACAGAAUAUCCGGGGACCUUCAACUGGCCGUGUGGAUUGGAACUCAGGCUGACGAGGCCUUUCCAGAAGCGUGGAGCUCGGAUGCCCCUUACGUGGCGCACACGCGCUCUAAGGUUUAUCAGUCCCCCAAACUCUGGUAUUUGAGAGUUACUGUUAUCGAAGCUCAGGACCUCCACAUUGCUCAUAAUUUACCACCGUUGACGGCACCUGAGAUUAGAGUAAAAGCGCAGUUAGGGUUUCAGUCUGCACGGACGAGGCGUGGGUCUAUGAGUAAUCACAGUUCGUCGUUUCACUGGAACGAGGACUUAUUUUUCGUCGCCGGAGAGCCGUUCGAAGACUCGUUGAUUUUGUUGGUCGAAGACCGUACAGGCGAGGAAGCAAGACUGUUGGGACACAUCAUGAUUCCAGUGAGUUCGAUCGAACAGCGAAUGGACGAGCGACACGUGGCGAGCAAAUGGAUUGCAUUGGAGGGAAUAAGCGAUUCUGGAGAUGGCAGUGGGCCCUACCGCGGGAGAAUUCAGCUACGAUUAUGUUUGGAGGGUGGAUAUCACGUGCUUGAUGAAGCGGCGCACGUGUGUAGUGAUUUUAGACCAACGGCUAAGCAGCUUUGGAAGCCGGCUAUAGGAAUUUUAGAGCUGGGGAUUUUAGGCGCUCGCGGCUUGUUGCCAAUGAAAACCAAAAACGGAGGUAAAGGAUCUACUGACGCUUAUUGUGUAGCCAAGUACGGUAAAAAGUGGGUCCGCACCAGAACAAUCACAGACAGCUUUGAUCCACGCUGGAAUGAGCAGUACACGUGGCAGGUUUACGAUCCAUGUACUGUUCUUACCAUCGGAGUGUUCGACAACUGGCGCAUGCUUGCUGAUGUGUCAGAAGACAAACCCGAUUGGCGCAUUGGGAAAAUACGUAUACGCGUGUCAACUCUGGAGAGCAACAAAGUGUAUACAACUUCGUAUCCUUUGUUGGUGCUUACGCAUUCCGGGUUGAAGAAAAUGGGCGAGAUCGAAUUGGCGGUUCGGUUUGCCUGCCCCUCAAUGUUACCGGAUAUUUGCUCGGUUUAUGGGCAGCCACUGCUUCCAAGAUUGCAUUACUUACGGCCACUUGGCGUGGCCCAGCAGGAGGCAUUGCGUGGGCACGCAACCAAAAUGGUGGCCGCAUGGCUCGGCCGGUCUGAGCCCCCAUUGGGCCCAGAGGUUGUGCAGUUCAUGUUGGAUGCGGAUUCUCAUACAUGGAGCAUGAGAAGGAGUAAAGCAAAUUGGUUCCGGAUUGUUGCGGUUCUUGCUUGGGCAAUCGGGUUGGCUAAAUGGUUGCAUGAUAUUAGAAGAUGGAAGAAUCCGGUGACUACAAUUUUAGUGCACGUGUUGUAUUUGGUUCUUGUUUGGUACCCAGAUUUGGUAGUACCUACUGGAUUUCUAUACGUUGUGUUAAUUGGAGUGUGGUAUUAUAGGUUCAGGCCCAAGAUUCCAUCGGGUAUGGAUACAAGAUUAUCACAGGCAGAAGCGGUUGACCCGGAUGAUUUAGAUGAAGAAUUUGAUACAAUACCCAGUUCAAAACCACCAGAUAUAGUUAGAAUGCGGUAUGAUCGGUUGCGGAUGUUGGCUGCAAGGGUCCAAACAGUUCUGGGUGAUUUUGCAACUCAAGGAGAGAGGGUUCAAGCUUUGGUAAGUUGGAGAGAUCCAAGGGCCACUAAAUUGUUCAUUGGGGUUUGUUUAGUCAUUACACUGGUACUGUAUGUGGUGCCACCCAAAAUGGUGGCUGUGGCACUGGGAUUUUACUAUUUAAGGCAUCCCAUGUUCAGAGACCCCAUGCCAGCGGCCAGCUUGAACUUCUUCCGGCGGUUGCCUAGCUUAUCCGACCGGUUGAUGUAGAGUUGAAGAGUAGAUUAGGAAUUAGUAGUAAAUUUUUAUGCACCAAGUGGUGGUGGUGGUGGGGAACGAUGUUUACUGUUUGUGUUGAAAAGUUGUUCCUUAAUAACAUUGUAAGGAGUGAAAAGGGGUUUAAAAGGGGAACUGGCUAGUUGUCAUUGUUGUCUCUUUAUUUUUUCGUAUUUGAAUUCAAUUGACUGAUUAUU